Molecule: messenger RNA, 1823 nt
Organism: Terrapene triunguis (Three-toed box turtle)
Lineage: Eukaryota; Metazoa; Chordata; Testudines; Emydidae
Product: protein PAT1 homolog 1
Exons: 14
Coding region: 93-1823 (576 amino acids)
Biological process (GO): deadenylation-dependent decapping of nuclear-transcribed mRNA; P-body assembly
Cellular component (GO): P-body
Molecular function (GO): RNA binding
Source: RefSeq, a predicted model, not a curated record
GCGAAGCGUGCGUAUCGAGGGGCGGGGGCUCGGAGCCGGAGCGGGGUCCGCGCGGGGCCUCCCUGGCGGUGGGAGUCUCCGCGCCGCUCACCAUGUUCCGCUACCAGUCCCUGGAGGACUGUCCUCUGGAUGAAGAUGAAGAUGCCUUUCAGACCCUGGGCGAGGAGGAUGAAGAUAUCGACCAGUUCAACGAUGACACGUUUGGAGCCGGUGCUAUUGAUGAUGACUGGCAGGAGGCACAUGAACGGCUUGCAGAACUGGAAGACAAGCCUGCGACAGCUAGAGAGCUGGAAGAUGGGGCGGUCAGUGAUGAGAUGGACCUGCUGGGGCACCAUGAGGAGAACCUGGCCGAGAGGCUGAGCAAGCUGGUCAUUGAGAACGAGUUGGAAGAUCCAGCCAUCAUGCAGGCUGUGCAAACCCAGCCUCCAAUGCAGCCAGGAGGCCUCAACUCCAGCAUCUGGGAUGGAUCCGCAGUUCUGAGGCGCAUCCGAGGACCACUUCUCACUCAGGAGAUGCCCUCGGUGUCUGUGCUGGAAUAUGCUAUGCCUCAGAGACCCCCGCAGGGCCAGGAGGAUGAGCGGGACCUCUCAGAGCGGGCACUGCCCAGGCGCUCGUCCUCCCCAGUCAUUGGGAGCCCCCCUGUCAGGGCUGUCCCCAUCGGCACCCCACCAAAGCAGGCCGCCGUGCCCAACUUCAACCAGCAGAUCCUGUGUCCAAAGCCUGUUCACAUCCGGGCCCCGAUGCAACAGCGUUAUCCUUCCCCCUAUGGCGAGAGGAUGUCCCCAAACCAGCUCUGCAAUGUCCCGAAUUCUUCCCUCCUGGGCCACCCGUUCCCUCCCAGCGUCACUCCCGUUUUCACCCACCUUCAGAGAGCGCAGCUUCUAGGAGGAGCACAGGCUGGACGAAUGUCUCCUAGCCAGUUUGCUCGUGUCUCUGGACUCGUUGGCAGCCCCCUCACAUCCAUGAACCCCAAGUUGCUUCAAGGCAGAGUUGGGCAGAUGAUGUCUCCAGCCAGUGGGUUCCGUGCCUUUUUUGGGGCGCCACCGCCUUCCGCGCCACCCCCAUCCCAGCAGCAGCACCCCCCAUGUCCUGGGUCCCACUUGCAGAACCUAAGGCCUCACCCGCAGAUGUUCAGACCAGAUACAACUCACCUUCACCCGCAGCAUCGGCGGCUCUUACAUCAGAGACAGCAGCAGAACAGGAACCAGCACCGGAGUUUGAAUGGCUCGGCAGGGGACCGAGCCGGCCACCGGAGCAGCCAUCAGGAGCAGCUGCGGAAGGACCCCUAUGCCAAUCUCAUGUUGCAGCGGGAAAAGGACUGGGUAUCAAAGAUCCAGAUGAUGCAGUUGCAAAGCACUGACCCUUACCUGGAUGACUUCUACUAUCAGAAUUACUUCCAGAAGCUGGAGAAAGUGUCAGCGGCAGAGGAGAUGCACGGCGAUGGCCCCAAGAAAGAACGUACUAAACUCAUCACACCCCAGGUGGCCAAGUUAGAGCAUGCCUACAAGCCAGUGCAGUUUGAGGGCUCGCUGGGGAAGCUCACAGUCUCCAGUGUAAAUAACCCCCGGAAAAUGAUUGACGCGGUGGUGACCUCCCGCAGCGAGGACGAUGAGACGAAGGAGAAGCUGGUUCGAGACAAGAGACGUCAGACCCUCGUCACCAUUGAGAAGACGUACAGCCUCCUCCUGGAUGUGGAGGACUACGAGAGGCGCUACCUCCUGAGCCUGGAGGGGGAGCGGCCGGCCCUGAUGGAGGAGAGAAAGCAGAAGAUCUGUGACAUGUAUGACAAUCUGAGGGGGAAAACACCCGGCCAAGAGAGGUGA